AGGGCGGGGCAGGCUCGCCGGCAGCCAAACAGCACCUCAUUGUGCUCGCACACCAGGCACCGGGAGACGCAUUCAUGUCUUGACGCACACGCUUGUGCCCACGGCCACACCACUCGAGUGGCAACGUCUCGUCGAGGGACCCCCCUCCCCGUAUCGUACCUCAAGGACGUUGGACCGGCUGAUCUGCUGAGACUGCCGAAGACAAGACAGGAAGACCCCGCUUUAAGAUCACCUGCACAGUGACCUCAUCACCUGAAAGCAAAGGACUAAGCAGGGGAACCCAUUUGAAGACGUACACUCGACAAGCAGAGUCUUCUUUCCAGCGCGGCAGGUGCGUUCGAGCGAGAUGGCCACAACGGGCAUGCAGCUGGUCGGCCUCAUCAUGUCCAUCCUGGGCUGGGUGGCCGGGGCGGUGGUGAUCCUGGUGCCGCUGUGGCGGGUCACCGCCUUCAUCGGCAACAACUUGGUGACCGCUCAGAUCAUCUGGGAAGGCCUGUGGAUGACUUGCAUCGUGCAGAGCACGGGUCAGAUCCAGUGCAAGGUCUACGACAGCAUGCUGGCGCUGCCCAGCGACAUGCAGGCCGCCCGCGGCCUGACGGUGCUCUCGGUCAUGCUGUGCGCCGUGGCCCUGGCUCUCGGGGUGCUCGGGGUCAAGUGCACCAAGUGCGUGGGGCUCAGCAGCCUCAAGGCACGCAUCGCCCGUAUCUCGGGGGUACUCUUUGCCGUGGCCGGCUUUCUCUUCCUGGUGCCCGUCUGCUGGACCGCCCACUCCAUCAUCCGGGAUUUUUACGACCCGCAUGUAGCCGCCCCGCACAAGCGUGAACUGGGCCCGGGGCUCUAUGUGGGCUGGGGGGCGGCAGCAUUGCUCCUGGUCGGUGGCUCUCUGCUGUACGCCGGCUCCAGUCCGCCCGGCGCGCCCGGCUCACCCGCCUUCAGUAGCGGAGAAAGCAGCCCCCGUCGGGCACCCGCCUCGCAGGUCAAAGGCUACGUCUAACACCGCCGGCCGGCCGGCUCCGAGAUCCGUGACGAUGAGCCUGUUUCACCCCCCUCUUGAUAUUUAAUAUUUCCCAGCAGGCUUAGAGAAAAUUGAACUCCAUGUAUGAUCAAAUAACCUUUUCCUCCAUGUAUGUAUGCCAUUGUAAAUUACAAUAAAACAUUUGGCCUUUA
Messenger RNA from Syngnathus typhle (broad-nosed pipefish), 1167 nucleotides. RefSeq names its product claudin k (gene cldnk). The transcript is spliced from 2 exons. NCBI's taxonomy places the organism in Eukaryota, Metazoa, Chordata, Actinopteri, Syngnathiformes, Syngnathidae. Gene Ontology annotation, biological process: bicellular tight junction assembly; cell adhesion. Gene Ontology annotation, molecular function: structural molecule activity. The record is from RefSeq and is a predicted model, not a curated record. Gene Ontology annotation, cellular component: plasma membrane; bicellular tight junction. Bases 347 to 994 code for a protein of 215 amino acids.